CAACUCCCAUGAUCCUUUACCGCGGGCCAGCGAGGCGCGUGCGUAUUGAGUGGAAUAGGUGGGCGUUGAGCGGGAUGGUUACUGCAUCCGCCGCUGGUACUGGUCUAUGUUUGUCGCCGGCGUGAAGGGGGCAGGGAGGGAAGAGAAGACAGCCCCAGGUUCCAAGCAGUAUCUUGUUUUUCCUCUAUGCAGAAUGUCUCAACAAUUAUAAGCUGGCUGCAACUGACAUAAUGUCAUGCUAAAAACCAGACUUUCGCUUUUGUGUGCAAAAGUCGGGUUUAGCUGAAGUGCAAGGUUAGCAAGAGAAAACUGAAAAAUAGUCAAUGACGAGAGUGCAAGCAGUAGCUGGUGAAACAAUGAAGUAGCAAUACUGUUUUAAGACAAAGAAAUGCAGAGCUGACAUUAAAUGAUGCCAGCAAAUCAACCUUGCUGUACCUCCCUUUUUGGAAGCAUACUACUAGCAAGUUGCCGUGUUAUGCAAUAAUGGGGCACUAGAUGUUUGGAAGUGGCCUGUGUCUGAAUUGGCAUUUCGCUUUUUGCUUGAGUUUGGGAAUUUGCCAUGUGCGUGCAUGUGAAUGUACAACUGCCUGUUCGACUUCAGUGAUGCCAUUUAUGGAAUUCCAAACUCCCUAAAAAAGUAAUUCUGCCUGAUUAUUCAUAUAAAAGCGCAAACUUGCAAUUUGAACUCCGACUGACAAAAUAAUUAAACAUUUCUCAUGAAAAAUGACAACAAAGGAACAAAGCCCUCGGCACGUUAAAGCCAGAUCAAUGCAGCGAGCUUCAACAUUUGAUAUGUCUUCAGAUAUGUUAAGUUUAUCUCUUACAGCUAACAGCCAGGAUCCAGAUGAACCAAUUUUGGAAUUUAGUUUAGCUUGUAGUGAAUUGAUCACUCCCUCCUUGGACAGGAAGCCUAAUAGUUUUGUAGCAGUAAGUGUAACAACCCCACCACAAGCCUUCUGGACCAAGCAUGUACAGACUGAGAUUAUAGAGGGUACCAACAAUCCUAUAUUUCUAAGUAGUGUUGCAUUUUUCCAGGAUUCUCUCAUCAAUCAAAUGACGCAAAUUAAGCUUUCAGUGUAUGAUGUCAAGGACAGAUCUCAGGGAACUAUGUAUCUGUUGGGUUCUGCUAUGUACACCGUAAAGGAUUUGUUGAAAGAGAAAAAUCACCGAUUGCACCUAACACUACGGUCUGCUGAAAAUGAGCGUGUGGGUAAUAUUACUGUGAUAGCUUGGCAGAUGGAAGGCAAAAUUGAGGACAAGAUUCCUGUCAGCCGGUCACCUGACACCACCAAUGGAAGGAUGGUUUUGCCGGUUGACGAAAGUUUAACAGAAUCUUUGAGUAUUCGUUCAAAACACUCUUCACUGAAGAAAGAUCCACUAUUACGAUCAGUGUUUGGGGGCGUUAUCUGUCGGAUGUAUCGUUUCCCUACAACUGACGGGAACCACCUACGGAUACUGGAGCAGAUGGCAGAGAGCAUGUUGUCACUGCAUAUCCCAAGACAAUUUGUAAAACUGGUUAUUGAAGAAGAUGCAGCAAGGAUAUGUGAAUUAGAUGAUCUAGGUGAGCUAUCCCCCUGCUGGGAGAAUCUUCGAAGACAAAUUGUAACUCAGUACCAGACCCUCAUAAUAAAUUACCAGGAGAAUUUAACAGAGCUGCAUCAAUAUAAAGGUCCUUCUUUCAAGGCAAGCAGUUUAAAAGCUGAGAAGAAAUUAGAAUUUGUACCUACUAAUUUGCACAUUCAGCGGAUGCGGGUUCAAGAUGACUCUGGGACAGAUCAGACAUAUGACAUAAUUACUAUUGGGGCGCCAGCAGCUCACUGUCAGGCCUUCAAAUCUGGGGGCUUACGAAAACUUCUGGUCAAGUUUGUAGAAGCCAAGAAAAACGUUUAUGAGGAGGGUUGUUCUUCAUCUAGCUCCCAGUCUAUAGUAUACAUACCACAAGACAUAAUAAGAGCUAAAGAGAUUAUAGCAAGUAUUAAUACCCUUAAAACGCAAGUCAGUUAUUAUGCAGAGCGACUAUCAAGAGCAGCUAAGGAGAGAUCGGCAAAUGGCCUUGAAAGAACACUUGCUAUUUUGGCAGACAAGACAAGACAACUUGUCACUGUUUGUGACUGCAAGUUACUGGCAAAUGCAGUUGAAGCCCUUAAUGCUGCCAGACCCAAUUAUAUCGCUUCUAAAUCAUCCCCAUCAGGCGAGGCAGAUCAAGUGAUGCUGAGAAAUGACCAGGAUACACUUAUGGCCAAGUGGAUGGGCAGGAAUAGCCGCUCUUCCCUACACGUUGGUUGGCAUGAGGAGGAAUGGGAGAAGGUGUGGCUUAACGUUGAUAAAAGUUUGGACUGUAUUAUUCAGAGGGUGGACAAACUUCUCCAAAAAGAACGGUUACAUAGUGAUAGCUGUGAAGAUGUUUUUCAGUGUGAUACUACCUCUGCCAGCAAGAAAGGUAACCAAGAAUAUCGUGCAUACUGGAUAAAUCCAGGGGACUUAGAUGAGAAAUGUUCUCGAUCUCCAUCAUCAUGUCGUUCAUCCAAUAACAGAGCUGCGUAUUGCCACUCCACUGCAGAGGACCCUACCGAAGGUGAAUGGAGUGAAGCACUUUAUCCUCUGUUGACCACACUCACUGAUUGCGUAGCUAUGAUGAGUGACAAGGCAAAGAAAGCUAUGGUAUUUCUACUAAUGCAGGACAAUGCUCCAACUAUAGCAAUGGACUUAACUAUCCAGUACCGCAGAGACGUGGUCUUCUGCCAAACUCUGACAGCCCUGAUCUGUGGUUUUAUUAUUAAACUAAGAAACUGCCUUCGUGAUGACGGAUUUUUGCGCCAGCUUUACACCAUUGGCUUGUUGGCACAAUUUGAAGGUCUUUUAAGUACAUAUGGGGAGGAACUUGCAAUGCUCGAAGAUAUGAGCACAGGAAUUAUGGAUUUACGAAACGUGACUUUUAAAGUAAUCCAAGCUAUGUCUGCUUCGUCAGUUGAUAUGCUUCCUGUCAUUACUGGAAACCGAGAUGGAUUUAAUGUGCGAAUACCACUACCUGGUGCUAUGUUUGAUGCCUUACCUCGGGAAAUACAGAGUGGAAUGUUACUUCGAGUGCAGCCAGUGCUAUUUAAUGUGGGUAUCAAUGAGCAGCAAACACUCGCAGAAAAGUUUGGAGACACAUCUUUACAAGAAGUAAUUAAUGCCGAGAGUUUGGGCCGUCUGAACUCCUACUAUGAGCAGUUUAAGGAGGUUUUGCCUGAUGAUUGUUUACCUCGAUCCCGGAGUCAGACGUGUCUGCCUGAACUAUUGAGAUUUCUUGGCCAAAAUGUUCAUGCAAGAAAGAAUAAGAAUGUAGACAUCCUUUGGCAAGCCGCUGAGAUUUGUCGUAGAUUGAAUGGGGUUCGAUUUACAAGCUGUAAAAGUGCCAAGGACCGAACAGCUAUGUCAAUCACUUUGGAACAGUGCCUGAUCUUGCAGCAUGAGCAUGGAAUGGCACCUCAAGUUUUCACACAGGCCCUGGAUUGUAUGAGGAGCGAGGGAUGUCGCCGAGAAAACACGAUGAAGAAUGUUGGAUGUCGCAAGUACGCAUUUAAUAUUCUACAAUUGAAGGCUUUUCCAAAACAUUACAGACCACCAGAAGGAACGUUUGGAAAAGUCGACACUUAAAAUAGGAAAAAGACCUUAACCAAAUGUGACUGCUAUGAAUGACUACUCAUUUCUAGUAAUAGUUGUGGGGUUUUUAACAGUGAAACAUACAUAGUAAAGAUAGCUGUCCACCAAAAAGAGUAGCUGUUGAACGGUUAAAUGUUUCUUGAGAUGUAAAUGUUCCACCAUCCCCCAAUUUGGUCUUUUUCCUCUGUAUAUGUAGAGCAUGCUGUUUUGGUUAGUUUGUCAAUAUGUAAUAUAGUACAUGAUAGAGUAGAUUGUGGGACUGCCAUUUGAAAAGAAUUUUUGUUUUUUUAAAAAAAAAAAUUGAGGCACACAGGAAGGGAAUGUCCCUCAGUGAAAGCAGUACACAAUGGCUGGACAUUGACUAUUGUUGAAAAGCUGAGGGUAAUCAGUUCCAAAUCUGUGUACGCUUCAGGUGGCUUACUAGGUAAGAGUCUUAGUUAUGUGUUUUACAGAGAGCAGGUCAUAUGGAACUUGAAGAUGUGUUUUUUCACUACUUUUGAGAAUAAGAGAACUAUUUGCUUGAGCUUUCCAAUUCAGUCACCAAUACAGAUUAAACCAAAACAUUGUGCAUUGCAUUUGCAGUUAGGUUGCCCGAACCGAUGACAAUAGCUCCUGUUUUACAGAAUAUCUGCUAACAUAUCUACUUUCCUAAUCAUAGCAGUAAAAACACAGCUCAGUCAUGGUCUUGUCAAAAAUGUGCACUUUUUAGUUUCUGUUAGAUCUGAGUUUGUCCAAAGGGCAUUGAGUUUACACACGAAACAACAUUACAAUUCCAGAAAGAGAAAAGGAGAUGUCACUUCUUUCUCAAGAUUCACGCUGAAGUUUCAAAAAUUUGAAUGCCUUUGAACAUUGAGGAAAGAAAAGGCCAUGCAAUUCAUUAAAGCUUGUCUCCAUGCUUAUCGCAGCUUUUCCCACAUUAGAAACGUUCAAAUUUGCAUUCAAUGUUUUGCAUCCAUUCUAGUUUCUGAAACUGGUUCCCUUUAUACUCGCAACUCUAAUUAUUUCUUAGCCAUAUUCAUAAGACCAUCCUUAUGGUUUAAUAAUAAAUCCCAUAUCUCUUGUCCUAUUUUAUUUAUGUCCUUGGAGAAAAGGCUACUUUUUCUGGCUUCAUAACAAUAUUGUAAUCUUUUUUGACUGAGCUCAGCUCUAAUUUUACCUUGGUUAUCAAGGAAGGGAUGUAUAUUAAAGUAACUAUUGUUUAAACAUAGGAGUUGGAUCAGAUCAUUUGUAUUUCCAUGCAACUUGAUUAGUUUUAAAACAAAUGGUUGCUGCAGAACACUUCUUGUAUCCUUAAAGUGCCCGACAAUACAGCUGAGAUGUGGAAUUUUCUAAGGGCACUGAGGGUCAUUUUCACUGAGGGUCAUUGAAGAGUUAUAUAAUUUGUGUGUUUUGAAAAGUUACACUGUGGUCUGUGGCAUCUAAACUGCAUUACAUAUCUGCCAGACUCUCAACAGUCAUACACAUUCCACUUGCUUCUGUGUAUGUAUUAGACAAAUAUGGAAGUUAAUGCCCUAUGAGUUUCUACAUUUCAAGGCACAUGCUUGCAUUAACAUCUGCUCUCAAAAAUAACCUGGGGUCCUUGUAUAUAAACACCCUAAUAGAGUGAAUAAAAUGUUUUCAUUGCACUGUUGAUUUUUAAGGGAAUGGCACUCAAUGUAUUUACAAGGUUUACAGAAUUUUUAAUCUUUGUCGAACAUAUUUGUUGCUGUUUUACAUGAUGCAAAAGCAAGUUGACAUAAAAUAAUUUUAUUCAGAGCAAAUUAUGCAGAAUUGUAUCUUAAUUGUUUUUUCUUUUACCGUUGCUCCAAAAGUAUUGCAUUUCAUAUAAAGAUUCUCUCCAUGUACCAUACGAUAAAGAAAAUAUGCCACUAAUGUCACCAGAAGACCAAUCAGUCAGAAUAGAUUUGUAAAUAGCUCUGCAGGAUAAAUUUGCUCACUUUCAAUUUAGCUGGCGUAAAUGUUUUUACAUUUAGGGCCAUUUGUAUAACACAGCAACCUUCUUUCAAUUCAAAAGCAUCCAUCAAAAGUUUCUCUUAAGUAGAAAACGGUCUGUUUGGAAAGCUGAAAAGGUCUUCGUUGAGAAUAUUGUAAUAGAUGAAAACUAAGUGGUACUUGUACACAGUUUAUUAUGUUGUAACAUACUGGUAACGUUUGCCAGUUCUGUAAAUUAAUGAGUAAUGCUUAUCAUAGCCAUGUUAACUUGGGGAUGCGCUUAUGAUUUAAGUCCGCUUUUUCAUGUAAAUAAUGUAUAUGAACAACCAUUCCGUCCAAAACUGUUCAUGUUUCAUGUAAUCUUUUUUGCAAAUUUUAUUUAUUUAUGUUUGCAGUAUUCAAAUUGUUUAAAGCAUUUACCAGUGGAAUUAUUUUUGUUUCCUCUGAUCGCAUUAAAUUCAUGUAAGCUGUAUAAUGUGCUUCUCCAAGCGGUAUGAAAUAUUAAAAGGAAACUGCCAUGUU
Molecule: messenger RNA, 6099 nt
Organism: Chiloscyllium plagiosum (whitespotted bambooshark)
Lineage: Eukaryota; Metazoa; Chordata; Chondrichthyes; Orectolobiformes; Hemiscylliidae
Product: inositol polyphosphate-4-phosphatase type I A
Cellular component (GO): cytoplasm
Molecular function (GO): phosphatidylinositol-3,4-bisphosphate 4-phosphatase activity
Source: RefSeq, a predicted model, not a curated record